Messenger RNA from Peniophora sp. CBMAI 1063, 705 nucleotides. The record is from the annotation of a GenBank genome assembly. Lineage: Eukaryota; Fungi; Basidiomycota; Agaricomycetes; Russulales; Peniophoraceae.
AUGUCUCACCUUCUCAGACCGGCAUAUGUGUUCCGCGCACAGACGUAUACGGGUUACGUCCCGCAAGAAGGCGAACUCAUGCGCUUCCUUGGCUUCAAGGAUGGUUUUCUAGAGCUAUCUCUCGUCGAGAGCGCUACCGCCGUUCAAGAUGGCAUUGUGCCGAAGCUCGAGAAUAUGAAUAUCGAGCAUGAAGAACCGGUUCUAAGUGCAGCAGAGGUCAAGGCGGAUGCGAACUCAACAGAAUUGGCCGGUACAUCUCCAGCUCGCGCCAUCGACUUGAUGGACACGGACGACGAAGAUGCACUCGCAAAUCCUGAUCAUCAGGAAGACGACGACGACGAUACCCCGCUCGCGCAAGUCAUGGCGACGACUGCCGGCGCCCCCGUCUUACCUGCGCAUGCUGUCCGUACGGUCAGGCCAUUGAUCAGGCGUGCUGGGAAGCCGACGAAAGACGAGAAGCUCGACAUGGCGAUGUACAUUGUCGGCGAGAAGCUCACCUCCGACAUGACAUAUCCGUCGUCGUGGGCGAAGUUUCGCAAGUCAAAAGACCAUAAGAGGAGGGCCGCUGUUACUUGGGUUAAGAUAUACCGAAACAAUAGAGAAGAAAUCGAAGAGAAAGUCUGUGAGAUGCGGGCAAUCAUUCAGCGACGCGCACCUGCGCCGAAAGAAACGGAGAAGACCCCAAUUCUCACCCGGAUGGUAUGA